AUGGGACGGCUCUAUGGCGGGCGAUGGCUGCAACGCUUUACUCUUAUUUUCGUCGAGAUAUUCAGAGGCACGCCGCUAUUAACACAGAUGCUGAUUAUCUAUUUCAGCCUCGGUACGCUGGGAUUAUUACUCUCCGCAUUUGCGGCGGCAGUAAUAGCAAUCACGCUAAAUAGCGCGGCGUACAUGUCCGAAAUAUUUCGUUCCGGUAUUAUCUCUGUAGAUACAGGCCAAAAAGAAGCCGCCUUAUCUAUUGGCAUGACGGAAUUACAGUCAUUCCGCUAUGCGGUAUUGCCGCAGGCGAUGCGUGUCAUUAUUCCACCUAUGACCAAUUACGCGAUAAUUAUCAUCAAAUCAACAUCUCUGGCAUCGGCAAUUACCGCGCCGGAAUUGAUGAUGCAGGCUCACUCAUUGAGUAGCGAAUAUUUUAAACCAACUGAAAUUUAUACUUUAACCGCGGCUAUAUACAUUGUGAUCGCCUAUCCACUCUCGGUUAUUGCGCAUGUAUUAGAAAAGCGAUUAGCGCAGCAAGAUAAUAAACCUUCCUUUUUUUGA
Messenger RNA from Rhagoletis zephyria (snowberry fruit fly), 552 nucleotides. Its product is annotated as L-cystine transport system permease protein YecS-like. Gene Ontology annotation, cellular component: membrane; ATP-binding cassette (ABC) transporter complex. Lineage: Eukaryota; Metazoa; Arthropoda; Insecta; Diptera; Tephritidae. The record is from RefSeq and is a predicted model, not a curated record. Gene Ontology annotation, biological process: nitrogen compound transport; transmembrane transport. Gene Ontology annotation, molecular function: transmembrane transporter activity.